AUGGUAACAAAUUGCAUUGACCACGCUAAGAGGUGCCAUGAGUGUCAGAUUCACGGUGAUGUUAUUCAUCUUCCAGCAAAUCCACUACACCCAACAAUAGCAUCCUGGCCAUUUGAAUGCUGGGGAAAAGAUAUAAUUGGUCCAAUAAAUCCACAAUCGUUGGCCGGACAUCGCUUCAUACUGGCAGCAACGGACUAUUUUUCCAAGUGGGCAGAAGUGGCUCCAUUCAGAGAGGUCACAUCGGAGCAUGUGAUCAAUUUCUUUACCCACAAUGUUGUCUAUAGAUUUACUGUGCCACGUCGCAUAAUCUCAGACAACGGUACGGCUUUAAAAAGUACAAAAAUUUACAAGUUCGUUAAUCGGGACAAAUAUGAUUGGCAAUAUUCAUCCAUAUACAAUCCAAGGUCGAAUGGAUUGGCAGAAGCCUUUAACAAAAUGCUUGUAAAAUUGUUGAAGAAUAUCCUCACCAAGAAUAAAAGAGAAUGA
Molecule: messenger RNA, 486 nt
Organism: Dendrobium catenatum
Lineage: Eukaryota; Viridiplantae; Streptophyta; Magnoliopsida; Asparagales; Orchidaceae
Exons: 1
Coding region: 1-486 (161 amino acids)
Biological process (GO): DNA integration
Molecular function (GO): nucleic acid binding
Source: RefSeq, a predicted model, not a curated record